Molecule: messenger RNA, 1632 nt
Organism: Lutra lutra (Eurasian river otter)
Lineage: Eukaryota; Metazoa; Chordata; Mammalia; Carnivora; Mustelidae
Gene: BHLHE23
Product: basic helix-loop-helix family member e23
Exons: 2
Coding region: 670-1347 (225 amino acids)
Molecular function (GO): protein dimerization activity
Source: RefSeq, a predicted model, not a curated record
UUGCGGACUCGGUCGCGCAGCUGUGCUCCGGCUCUGCGAGGGCCCCCACCCCAGGCUGCAGGCCCAGGCCUCCGGCAGAGGACCCCAGGCGUGGGCUGGGCACCUACCCCAGCCUGCGCGGCACAGUGUCCCCGGCUGUGCGGCGCGCUCCCCAGUCCGGCUCCCGCCAGAGGAACGGAAGACAGGAUGGACGAGGCAGGUGCCCACCUGAGGCGCGAGCGUUCUGUGGUGGCAACCCCGAGGUGGCGGAAGGAGACGGCCUGAGACGCGGAGAAGCCGGAAGAAACCGCAGCCGCCCUCUCCCAGACCACCAGCUCCCUCCAUCCGAGCGGUCCCCCACCCCGUGGGUCUCCGCCGCCGCUGGAGCCAGGCUCCGAAAAGAGGCGGUCACCAAGUCCCUUCUGAUUGGAUGGCCGCGAAGUCCCAGCGGGCGCCCCCGCACCUUAAAACGAGCGGAGUGUGUGGGAGCUCGAGCCCGUCCCCGGGCCCAGCCCUGCACGCGGCGGCGAGGGGUGGGGGAGGAGAGCAGGACGGAGAGACGGGGGACGAGAAGGACGAGGACGGGGAGAAGAGGAGGAGGCGGCGACCCGGAGGCGUGGCCCAGGCGGCCAGAGAGGCCCGGCGCGCGGAGGCUCAGGGACCGACCGACAGCCGGACGGACGCGCGGCCAUGGCCGAGCUCAAGUCGCUGUCGGGGGACGCGUACCUGGCGCUGAGCCACGGCUACGCGGCGGCGACCGCGGGCCUGGCCUACGGGGCGGCGCGGGGGCCCGAGGCGGCCCGCGGCUACGGCGCGCCGGGCCCGGGCGGCGACCUCCCUGCGGCGCCCGCGCCCCACCCCGCGGCCGUGGCCGAGAGCAGCGGCGAGCAGAGCGGCGACGAGGACGACGCCUUCGAGCAGCGGCGGCGACGGCGGCGGCGGGGACCCGGGGGCGCGGCGGACGCGCGGCGGCGGCCCCGGGAGCAGCGCUCGCUGCGGCUGAGCAUCAACGCGCGGGAGCGGCGGCGGAUGCACGACCUGAACGACGCUCUGGACGGGCUGCGCGCCGUCCUCCCCUACGCGCACAGCCCGUCGGUGCGCAAGCUCUCCAAGAUCGCCACGCUGCUGCUCGCCAAGAACUACAUCCUCAUGCAGGCUCAGGCCCUGGACGAGAUGCGGCGCCUCGUGGCUUACCUCAACCAGGGCCAGGGCCUGGCGGCGCCGGUGGCCGCUGCGCCCCUGACGCCCUUCGGCCAGGCCGCUGUAUACCCGUUCUCCGCGGGCGCCCCGCUGCCCUGCCCUGACAAGUGCGCCGCCUUCUCCGGGACGCCCUCGGCGCUGUGCAAACACUGCAACGAGAAGCCAUGAGGGCCCGGGCUGCUCCUCCUCCCGCACCAGUCCUGCAUUUUACCUUGUGCCACCCUGCCCCGACUGAACCCCGCCCACCGGGAGAAGGCUGCCGGACGUCGCUUCCAACCCCCGCCCGCUGAACAGCGCGGGUAGGGCCGCGAGAAGCUCGGGAGCACGUCUGGGCACGGGUUUGAGCCUGAGAGUGGGGCACUGGCAUCUGCGCCCUGGAGUCCGCAGCGCGCCCACUGGGCAACCUCCGACAGGGGACAAACCCUGCUUGUCUGGGCACCGCUGCUCACCCUG